AUGGGGAAGAAAACAAAAACCAACGCGGCAGUUGCUCCAAUAUUCCGCAACCGCGCCGACAAGGGCCUAACACGUGCUGCCGACCAGCACGAAUCGGAGACAGACUCUGAAGCCAGCGACACAGAUAAGAACCCCUACAACCUAAACCCAGUAGCCAGAGGGCAUCUAAAAGGGCUCCUGCAUGACAUUAAGUCCAAUAUGGCGGCAGAACUGGCCAAACACAUGGCCCGCAUCAGGGAAAGCCUAGAAGACCUAACCAGACGCACCCUAGCAGUUGAAUACAAAAUGGACGACAUCUCCACGACCACCGCCAUCCAAGAACUCUGCGGCCAGGUGCUGGCCCUCGAAGGGGCGCAAAAAGACCUGAAUAACAGGUCACGCAGGAACAAUGUCAGAAUCAGGGGGCUCCCUGAAACAAUCACACCCGAUAUACUAAAUGCCGCUCUCAGGGAAACGUUCAGCAGCGUAUUACCCGAAGCACCUCCGGCUGA
This is a messenger RNA of Pelobates cultripes (western spadefoot toad), 491 nucleotides long. The record is from the annotation of a GenBank genome assembly. NCBI's taxonomy places the organism in Eukaryota, Metazoa, Chordata, Amphibia, Anura, Pelobatidae.